UCUCUUUCUAUGUGGCUUGUGCUCUCAACGUGCUAACUGUCAAACUAAUGUUAACUUAUUGUGCAACACCGAACAAAAUCAAGUUUCCAAGGUGCCGGAGAAACUUCUCAUCGCAUAUACUUGAACACUGUGCUGCAACGUAGUGCUCAGUAGCCGGUCAAAACAAAUUCAACAAGUCUUUUGUGCGGUGUCAACGGAGUAACCAUUGGCUUCCAAAAAUAUCAUAACAAACAAAGGAACAACAAUGGUGGUAUUACAGCAGUUCACAAGAUUUUUGCAUUGUUCGCGCAUUGCUUAUUCGGGAGCGGGAAAGAGCACUAGCAGCGCCUUGGCCACAUUGAGAAAGAAAACCGGCUAUACAUUUGCCAAUUGCAAAAAGGCUUUGGAAUUGCACAAUAAUGACAUAAACCUGGCUGAAAAAUGGCUUAAAGAGCAAGCCCAAAGUCUUGGCUGGUCCAAGGCCACCAAAUUGGCUGAGAGAGCCACUGCCCAAGGUUUGGUAGGUGUUUUGGUGCGCGGCAACAUUGGAGCCAUGGUGGAAGUCAACUGUGAAACUGAUUUUGUGGCCCGCAAUGAAAAUUUCAAGAAUUUUGUAGACCAUGUUUCCAGAGUUUGUGCCCAAUACACAGAACUAACUCAAUUCGAUGGUGAUUUGUGGAAGUCUGGUUUUGAAGCCGAGGCUUUGAAAAAUCUCCGAACUCCCGAUGGCAAAUCUUUGGCCGACCAAUUGGCUUUACUUAUUGGCACUGUGGGCGAAAAUGCCUCCAUCAAGCGUGCCAUAUGCUUUAAGGUUAACAAUGAUUUGCGUCUUUCCGGCUAUGCCCAUCCUCAAUCUUCGGCAGCCACUUGCCCCCAAAAUGUCACUCAACUGGGCAAAUAUGGUGCCCUGGUAGCAUUCCGUGGUAAUAACAUUGAAGAAGAUUUGCAAAAGAAUCUUUGUCAACACAUUGUUGGCAUGAAUCCCAAAAAAGUUGGUGAAGAGGGCAAAGAUGAGCCGAAUGCCAAUAAAGAUGAGGAAAUCUGUUUGAUACAUCAGGAGUAUUUGAUUGACGACGAAAAGACUGUGGGUGAAGUGCUCAAGGAGAAUAGUCUUUCCAUUAUUGAUUAUCAUCGUUUCGAAUGUGGUGAAGUGGCGGCAAACGAUGAUUUGGAACAAGCCAAAUUGAGCAAUUGACAAAUGCGUCAAGAUAGGUUAGAUAAAGGGGCUGCUGCUAAAACUGGGCCUCAUUGAAUAUGAAUAUUAAAGUGAUAUAAGUAAUCAUUGCAACCAUAAAGAAAUCUGCUUAAAUGUCAGCUUGGAAAUAGCAUACCCUUACCAAAUGAUUGUUAUUGUUAAAUAAACUCAAAUUAUAUAUUGUUGGCUCCUCCAGGAAACUUAAAAGUUUAAUAUUGAUUUAAAUUAUUAAAUUGUUGUAUAUAUUUGAGCAACAGAA
Molecule: messenger RNA, 1433 nt
Organism: Stomoxys calcitrans (stable fly)
Lineage: Eukaryota; Metazoa; Arthropoda; Insecta; Diptera; Muscidae
Gene: mEFTs
Product: elongation factor Ts, mitochondrial
Exons: 4
Coding region: 245-1174 (309 amino acids)
Biological process (GO): mitochondrial translational elongation
Cellular component (GO): mitochondrial matrix
Molecular function (GO): protein binding; translation elongation factor activity
Source: RefSeq, a predicted model, not a curated record